AUGGCCUCGGCCGUGGCGUUACGCGUCAGUGACUUGCAUUUUGGACCAGCCCGUGGACAACCUGGAGGACGCUUUGAGAAACACUUUGCUAGACAAUAUAAUUCUGACAAAGAAAAUUUUCCGGAACCUCAGGUAAAUGGAAGAUGGAACUCACGACGUAGUCUCAAGUUAGAGCCUCGCUGGGAACCGUUCUAUUGUGUGCUGCUUCAAGAUGUCUGUACCUUCACUCACUAUCCUACAGAAGAAAUGAGUAUUGGAGACCGACUAUUUGUGGAUCUUCCUCGAGUUAGAUUGGACGGGGGUCGGCAAGCAUUUCGCCGUCGCUGGGGGUACGAGGUGUCUGCUCCACCCCCUUUGUUGGAAGAAGAUGAAGACAGUGACCUUUCGGAGACGACUUCCCUUCGAGAUGAAAGGUUACUUCGGUUUUCGCCGAUAGGCAGACAGUUUUCACCAAUCCAGACAAACCGAAACAGGAGUAGCCUUACGAUUGGGUGGAGAGGUGAGUGGUGGGUCACGUGACCCUGUACUAACUACUUUACAGUCUUUGUUUGCGUCUUCUGUUUUAACUUGUAACUUUAAAAGGGAGCGUGUGUUUAAUUGAACAGAGCCGAUUUCUUUAAACGGCUUGUUAUCAGGAACAAAGUUGCAUGCUUACUAUAUUUCAUAUUGAAAUGUAUUAAUAUUUAUUUAGCUCUAAAUUCACAUUAUGUAACAGUUAAAACUAACUUGAAUACAACUCACCUUGAUCAGUUGAUUUUUCUUCCUGUGACAUUUCAACAGUACAAUAAUUCUACCGUUUUUAUUCAUAAAACAUUUCAGCAGUACAGCGUAUUGACUUACCCUUGUGAAACGUUUCACCAGUACAGCGUAUUGAUUUACCCUUGUGAAACAUUUCACCAGUACAGCGUAUUGACUUACCCUUG
Molecule: messenger RNA, 923 nt
Organism: Limulus polyphemus (Atlantic horseshoe crab)
Lineage: Eukaryota; Metazoa; Arthropoda; Merostomata; Xiphosura; Limulidae
Exons: 4
Coding region: 1-519 (172 amino acids)
Source: RefSeq, a predicted model, not a curated record